Messenger RNA from Aspergillus campestris IBT 28561, 1896 nucleotides. RefSeq names its product cytochrome P450. The record is from RefSeq and is a predicted model, not a curated record. Gene Ontology annotation, molecular function: iron ion binding; oxidoreductase activity, acting on paired donors, with incorporation or reduction of molecular oxygen, reduced flavin or flavoprotein as one donor, and incorporation of one atom of oxygen; heme binding. The coding region runs from base 364 to 1896 and encodes 510 amino acids. The transcript has 2 exons. Lineage: Eukaryota; Fungi; Ascomycota; Eurotiomycetes; Eurotiales; Aspergillaceae.
CGGGAUAAGCCAACAGGCGAGGGUAUCUCGGUAUCCAGUUCUGAACCUUGAAGGGAUGCCAUGCUGAAUCUUGAAGGGAUGCCAUUAUUGAGCCCCGAUGCCUCCACUUCGGCCUCGGCCUUUACUCGAAUAAUCAAGAAUAGCAAACUAGUUGCACCAAGUCCUAACGCCGAUCCCUAGGUUGCCGGUUAUGCUUAGCAUAAUUCCUGCUCGGUCUAACUAUUGCCUGUACCCCAUUCGACUCUGAUUUCAUCGGUCUAGCGUUAUAAAAGCCCGAUCCACCCAGCAGCCAGGUUUUGGGGCACAAAAUCACACCCCUCAAUAAGGUCUUCAACCACCUCACUGCCAACUGCCUCUAGCGACAUGAUUUUAGAGAGCGUCCACUCGCCUGUGGCGGUCGUUGCGACCGCCGUAGUGGCCCUGCUCUACCUCAUCUCCGUCCUCCAGCGCAAAUUGGCCCAACGCCGCAUGGCGCGGGAGAACAACUGUCUCCCCCCCGUGCGGAUCAUGGGCAAGGAUCCCCUUUUUGGCCUCGACGAGAUCUACAGCAUGAUACAAGCCGGCAAACAGCAUAUCAUGCUGGAUCGCGCGCUCAAGCGGUUCAAUCUCUACGGCAAGACCUUCGCCAGCACCCGCAUCCGCACCAACCUCAUCUUCACCUGCGAGCCGCUCAACGUCAAGACCAUCCUCUCCCUCAAGUUCAAGGACUUUAGCCUGGGUAACCGCAUCUCGUCCUUUGGCCCCUUGCUCGGCCACGGUAUCUUUACCACAGACGGCGCCCACUGGGCGCAGUCGCGCGCCAUGAUCCGUCCCAACUUCGUCAAGGACCAGGUCGCCCACCUCGACCUGUUCGAGGACCUCAUGGCGGACCUCUUCGACCUGAUCCCCACCGACGGGAGCACCGUCGAUCUGCAGGAUCUCUUCUUCGGCUACACCAUCGACUCCGCCACCGAGUUCCUCUUCGGCCACAGCGUCCACAGUCUGAAGAAGCGCCUUUCCCGCGUCAACGACGACAACAAGCCCGAUUUCGCCGAGGCCUUCAACUACGCCCAGGACGCGACGGCCACCAAGGCCCGUCUGGGCGGCCUGCGUCGCUUCUACCGGAAUCCCAAAGCUGACGAAUGCAACCGCGUCUGCCACGAGAUGGUCGACGAGUUUGUCGACAAAGCUAUGAAGGUGCGCGACCGCUACGACGAGGAGAAGGCCGCCGGCGCCGGUGAGUCCAACGGUCGCUACUACUUCCUGUCUGGACUGGCGCGCCAGACUGGCGAUCGCCGUCGUAUCCGCGACGAGCUGAUGAACGUUCUCCUCGCGGGGAGAGACACCACCGCCUCCCUGCUGAGCAACAUGUUCUUCAUGCUGGCUAAGAACCCGCGCAUUUGGAACAAGCUGCGCGAAGAGAUCGCCACGCUGGACGGUCGCGCCCCUACCUACGAGCAGCUCCGCAAUCUGACCUAUCUCAAGUACUGCAUGAACGAAUCCCUCCGCCUCCACCCCGUCGUCCCAUCCAACUCCCGCCUAGCCGUAGCCGACACGGUCCUCCCCGUCGGCGGCGGGCCCGACGGCAAGUCCCCGGUCUUCGUACCCAAGGGCACGAUCAUCGCCUACAGCGUGUACACCAUGCACAGACGGGAAGACAUCUACGGCCCCGACGCCAACGAGUUCCGUCCGGAACGGUGGGCCGACAUCCGUCCCGGGUGGGAGUAUCUGCCGUUCAACGGCGGCCCGCGUAUCUGCGUCGGGCAGCAGUACGCGCUGACGGAGGCGGGCUAUGUUACUGUGCGUCUGGCGCAGCGGUUUGCGACGCUGGAGAGUCGCGACCCUGGACCUUGGGAGGAGAGUCUGACGUUGACGCUUUGUUCACGGAAUGGGACGAAGGUUAGUGUACGGCCUUGA